AACUAUUCAUCAUCUUCGUUUGGAUUUGGUUUCUUUCUGUUUCUGACAAAAACCACCGGCAAAAUAAAGCGACUACGAUUCCAUUUUCACCGGCGCUUCCGUGAGACAACAUCUCUCCAUCUUGGAACUUUUUCUAAUGGCAUUAUUACUCCUUUCUCACUGCUCUAUCUUAUCUUUUCAACCUCCAUUAUCGUCUUCUUCUUCAUUUCAUUCUUCACAUAUCCAAUCUCUGAGCAAACCAGUUUUCGCUUCUCCUUCCCCAAUUCGAAAUUCAAUUUCUUCGUCCGUCUCUUCAUCUUCUUCCUCCGUUAGUAGCUCCAAUUCGAUUCCUCAGGUCGUCGUAACACGAGAACGAGGCAAGAACAAUCAAAUCAUCAAAGCUUUGGAGAAAAAUGGCAUAUCAUCUUUAGAGCUUCCGUUGAUUCAACAUGCGCGAGGACCUGAUUUCGAUCGGCUUGCUUCUGUAUUAAAUGAUAAGAGCUUUGACUGGAUCAUCAUAACAUCUCCAGAAGCAGGUUCUGUUUUUCUCGAGGCGUGGAAGACAGCUAGCUCCCCAGAAGUGCAAAUAGGUGUAGUAGGAGCUGGAACAGCCAGGGUAUUUGAAGAGGCAAUGAAAUCGGCAGAUGGAUUGCUUCAUGUUGCCUUUACACCAUCAAAAGCAACUGGUAAAGUCUUGGCUUCGGAGCUUCCAGAGAAAGUUGGCAAAAGGUCCUCUGUCUUAUACCCGGCUUCUCUAAAAGCAGGCAAUGAUAUUGUGGAAGGGUUGUCCAAACGUGGGUUUGAAGUUGUCAGGCUGAAUACAUACACAACAGUUCCGGUGCAGAGUGUUGAUACGGUGCUCCUGCAACAGGCACUAUCUGCUCCUGUUCUUUCUGUAGCUUCUCCUUCUGCAGUUCGCGCCUGGCUGCAUCUGAUUCAAAAUGAGGAGCAAUGGAGCAAUUACGUUGCCUGCAUUGGAGAGACAACUGCAUCAGCUGCUAGAAGACUAGGAUUGAAAAACGUCUACUACCCAGAGAAACCAGGACUUGAAGGGUAAAUCUUGAUCUUUUCAUAUGUGGAACACAUGAACUAGGCUUUGGAUUAAGUCCUCUUGUCAAAUAACUGAUCAAAUUGAGAUAUAUCGCCACCUGGGUUUUCCAUGGUUUUGUGUAUGUGUGUGGCAGGUGGGUCGAGAGCAUAAUGGAAGCUCUAGGUGCUCACGCAGAUUCAAGUAACCCUAGCAGCAGGAAUUGAAUUACACUUGUGCCAUCCUCUCAUAGAUUUUACUUAUGGAGGACUUUGAGUUUGGUCAGUGCCUGUAAUUUAGAGGACAGGGAAAAAGAAAGCAAAUGAUGCUUUUGAGAAAAUACUGAAGCCCUUGUAAGAUAUCUCAGAUAGCUUUUGUCGUACAGUAUAUACUCAUUAAUUAUUAUGUGAAUGCUAAGAUCAUAAAUGAUCAAAAAACAUGAACAAAAAGCAAUGUUAUGUAGAUGCAACUAAUCCAAACUUAUUAUGUUUGUUUAAUAAUUUAAUAAUAUUAAUUGAUAAGUACAUU
This is a messenger RNA of Arabidopsis thaliana (thale cress), 1534 nucleotides long. It is a transcript of the gene HEMD, whose product is annotated as uroporphyrinogen-III synthase family protein. Gene Ontology annotation, molecular function: uroporphyrinogen-III synthase activity. The coding region runs from base 137 to 1036 and encodes 299 amino acids. Gene Ontology annotation, cellular component: chloroplast. The record is from RefSeq and is marked reviewed. Gene Ontology annotation, biological process: tetrapyrrole biosynthetic process; chlorophyll biosynthetic process; uroporphyrinogen III biosynthetic process. Lineage: Eukaryota; Viridiplantae; Streptophyta; Magnoliopsida; Brassicales; Brassicaceae. The transcript is spliced from 8 exons.